This is a messenger RNA of Dermacentor albipictus, 5820 nucleotides long. RefSeq names its product collagen alpha-1(V) chain-like. Gene Ontology annotation, biological process: extracellular matrix organization. NCBI's taxonomy places the organism in Eukaryota, Metazoa, Arthropoda, Arachnida, Ixodida, Ixodidae. Gene Ontology annotation, molecular function: extracellular matrix structural constituent conferring tensile strength. The record is from RefSeq and is a predicted model, not a curated record.
UGUUCAGAUUCCAAAGCUGGGCGUACGGUUGGCGUGCGGAAGGGCAGCAGCAGCGACAGGAGCCAGCGGCUGGCGCGAACGCCAUUGUGCUCCACUUCGGCUGAAGGUCUCUUCGGAUGCUAGUCCCGCCUCUCGCUUCCAUGCCGUGCACGCGGGGUCGGCGAGCGACUGCGGCCAUCAACGUACACAAGCCCUAGACGAAGAAGAAGAAGGCGACGCAGCGUUCAAAGCGGUACGAUACGAACGAUGAGUAUGGAAAGCAUAAAGUGCACAACCGGCAAUCGCCGGCGGAGGCCUGCAAGGCGGAAGAAGGGGGAAGGGCUGGGCGCGAGUCAUCCACUGGGCGCUGCGGGGCCACGAAGAGAAGCGGGCGCCACUGCACCCGGGAGUGGGGAAAGAAAUCUCUGGCACAGCGCGGCAGGCCCAUGUCGUCGCCUCGGACGCGUCGCCGGCAACGCAGCGGCCGAGGUCAGGCCACGGGGGUCAAAUCCGCGCGCUCUCGAAUGCGCGAUUCGUUGACGUCGCCUCGUCCUCGCUGCUGCGCCCGACGCUGACUGCCGGCCGAGGACGACGGCCCCUGAAGCCGAGGAAGCCCGCGGCUCGCCGACUGCCCCACGGGCCCCUCGCUGCCUUCGAGGGAAAAUGAGCGGCGAAGCCUGCAGCUGCAAUUCCAAGUGGGCGGACUCGGAGAGCUGGCGUCGGCGGCGGCACCGGUCAACCCGGGACACCAGCGUCGCUGUUUUCGUGCGCUCGUCUGCGACCGUGGCCGUGGCAUGCCUCCUGCUGCACACAGCAGGAACAUUCUCGGCGCAGCUUGUACCAGAUACUGUCGACCUGGUUGGCCGCGUUGACCUGGGUCUGCUCCCUGCCGGUGUCGAGGUGCGGCCGGGCUUCUGCGAGCAGCGGCCGGCUUGGCUGGACGUGGACGGCACGCCCAUGUUCCUCGGGCCGGACACCGCCUACGGCAUCUCGCGCGCCGCCAACCUCUCGGUGUCCACGCUCGAAGCAUUUCCAUUCGGCUUUCCGCGAGACUUCUCGGUGCUGGCCACGUUUCGCAUGGAGCAGAACACGCAAGGCUACCUGCUCUCCGUGUACGACUGGAAUGACGAGGAGCAGCUGUCGCUGCACGUGGGCGAGAACCUGACGUUCGCGAUGCGUUCCGCCAACGGCAACGGCAGCACCGUCUACUCGGCGGUCUUCACCGAGCCUUUCAACGACGGAAAGUGGCACCGUAUGGCGCUGAGCGUGAAAGGGGAUGCGGUCACGCUGGUCAAAGACUGCGUGGUGCGUGAGACUGAGGAGAUGGCCCGCUCCGACGACGUGCUCGUCGACACCUCUGGUGUCACUCUGGUCGGACAGGCGUUGGACAUCAAUGUCGACCCCUUCCAGGGAGACCUGCAGCAACUGCUGGUGGUGCCUGCGCCGGACUCGGCCUACGAGUUGUGCAGCAGCUACGUUCCAGGAUGCGCCAUCCCGCUGCCGCCGCUAGACGCCGACUACGGAGACCCGCUUUUCAACAGGACCGAUCCUGCUGAGAAGGAGCCGCAGCCGGGUCGAGCCUACUACAACGAAACAACUCCGUAUUAUCCGGAGGGAGGGGUAACACCGAUCCCACCCUACUACCCAACGAUCAGCUAUCCCAUUGAGGGACCACCGGGCCCUCAGGGUUUUCCUGGUCCUGCUGGAUUUCCUGGACUUAAAGGCGACAAGGGAGACCCGGGAAGGGACGGACUUGCCGGCACGGCGGGGCAGCCUGGAGCCCCUGGACACAUCUUCAUGAUACCAUACCAAACAGCGGGAGACACCAAAGGUCCCGACAACACCGAAUCGCUGCGACAGAUGCUCAGCCAGCACAUGCUUGCGAUGCGGGGCGCCCCUGGACCAAUGGGCUUGACUGGUCUUCAUGGGCCUGUGGGCCCCAUGGGACCACAGGGAGAGAAAGGAGAGCGUGGGGAGCAAGGGGCUGUGGGACCACGAGGAAUGCGGGGCCAGCAAGGAACAUCUGGAAAGCCGGGAAGACGGGGACGAAGUGGCAAGGACGGGGAACGUGGCAAGCCAGGACCUCCAGGGUCAAAGGGCGAUGUCGGCCUGCCCGGUCUUCCAGGCCUGCCGGGAGAGAAAGGUGAAAGGGGUUACGUCGGAGCUCCAGGUGACCAGGGGCUGGUCGGACACGAAGGGCCACCGGGUGACGAUGGAGCUACAGGGCUGCCCGGACUUCCAGGAGAGAUGGGUCCACGAGGAUUUCCAGGCCCCCGGGGAUUCGUAGGGCUUCAAGGACCACCUGGCAUACCGGGAUCCGAAGGGCCUGUGGGACCGAAGGGUAGCACGGGCCCUCCGGGUGGACCUGGCCAGCCAGGCCAGCAAGGGAUGCAGGGCGCUGUGGGAUCGCCAGGCCCUCAGGGAUCUCCAGGACCACUGGGACCACCGGGGCCUAGAGGAAAGCCAGGCCUUCCAGGUCUCCCAGGAGCGGAUGGAAUGCCCGGACCACCAGGAAAUGCUGGUUCGCACGGCGGAAAAGGAGAUAUGGGGCAUGCUGGACAGCAGGGGCCCACGGGAUUCCCAGGUCCUCGGGGCGUCAAGGGUGACGAUGGUCCACGAGGGCCGCUAGGUGACAAAGGCGAUAAGGGCGCACCGGGCGUGGACGGUCAGAAAGGUGACCACGGACUUCCUGGUGACGGGGGUCCUCCGGGUACCGAAGGCGUCCAAGGAAUAGAAGGUCCCGAAGGCCCCAAGGGAUUUGAAGGACCUCGAGGAGAGAAAGGGCCCCCAGGAGCACCGGGUGAAAAGGGUAAAAUGGGCAUUCCAGGAUUCCCAGGAUAUCCAGGAACGACAGGACCGAAGGGCGAAAAAGGAUUUCACGGAAAGACCGGAGAGAAAGGUGACAAAGGCGACCGGGGACCAACCGGCCCACAUGGAGAGCGAGGCCAAAUUGGACCGCGGGGGAACAGGGGCCAGAGAGGAAGAGUCGGAAAAAGAGGGGCGCCCGGAGAAAAGGGCAGCACCGGAGAGCCGGGACCUCCCGGUAUUCCCGGCGAGAGAGGGCCCCAGGGCCCUGAAGGCGCUAGAGGAUUCGUGGGAGUGCCAGGAUCACCCGGUGCGUCAGGAAAGGAUGGGCCUCCGGGACCUCCAGGGGAGCGAGGGCCACCCGGUGAAACCGGCACCGCGGGACCUCCAGGCCCACCUGGCGUCAUCGGACCGGCGGGCCCUCCCGGUGAGACCGGAGCAUCCGGCGACAUCGGACCUCCUGGUCGUCCGGGCGUUCCUGGUGAGACAGGCUUGCCCGGACCUGCAGGAAAAGAAGGUCCAACGGGUCCUGUUGGCCUUCCGGGCAACAAAGGCCCCCCUGGGCCUCCAGGUCCUCCUGGUUUUCCAGGAGAGAGGGGAAACAUGGGGCCACCGGGUUUCCCUGGUCCUAAAGGGGAAAUUGGGCUUCCAGGAGCGCUCGGGCCACCAGGCGAGAAAGGAGACAUGGGCCUACCUGGUGACCCCGGACCUGCCGGUGAAAAGGGACGCAGCGGUCCUGUCGGUCCACUAGGGCCAGCGGGCCCAAAGGGAGACAAGGGUGACCUGGGAGGUCCUGGUCCCCUCGGCAGAGACGGACUUCCGGGAGCCAGGGGACUUCCAGGACCGCCAGGGCCUGUUGGACCACCAGGAGAGGACGGAGACAAGGGAGACUCCGGCCUCCCUGGUCAGAAGGGGCUGAAAGGUGCGAAGGGUGAUACGGGACCUACCGGUGUGACUGGGCCUCAAGGACUGAGGGGAGAGCCUGGCGUACCAGGCGCAGAAGGCGAACCAGGUCCUCCGGGUCCCGCCGGACCUCGAGGAAGCAAAGGAGAGGAUGGUCCCAUCGGAGCCGCUGGCACUGCCGGGGCCCCCGGAUCACAGGGCCUUCCUGGUCCCCGCGGUGGGAAAGGUGACAAGGGAGACGUAGGCAAAAAGGGGCCUCCUGGACUGGCGGGAAUGCCGGGCGAGCAAGGCCCUGCAGGAGCCAAGGGCGGCGAAGGCAUCCCUGGUUCCCCGGGACCCGAAGGUCCUCAGGGCCAGAAGGGUGACGACGGACCACCCGGCCUUCCGGGCUCUCCGGGCAAAGACGGCGAACUGGGACCAAGAGGUCCUCCGGGCCCUAAAGGCGAAGAAGGGAAGCCCGGUCUUCAGGGCGUGCCUGGUGUCAAGGGACCUCCAGGGCUCGAAGGGCCGAAAGGCUCACCCGGUCUUCCGGGCUUUCCGGGGCCUCCGGGUGAAGCUGGGCUGCCGGGGAUAAAGGGUGAAAGAGGCAUUGACGGAGUCGACGGCCAGCCAGGCGAGCCCGGCCCAAUGGGGUCAAAAGGCGAAAUGGGCAAGAUGGGAACAGCUGGAGCCCCUGGAAAGCAGGGCCCGAUGGGUCCACCGGGCCUCCAAGGGGACGUCGGUCUUCCGGGAGACAAAGGUGACAAGGGUCAGAUGGGGCCACCGGGACUCCAGGGCCCGACAGGACCACCGGGCCCACCCGGACCAGCGGGACCACCCGGCCUGCGAGGGUCACCGGGCCCUGCAGGUGACGUUGGAGCGCCUGGCUUAGUGGGGCCACCUGGCCAGCCCGGAAGUGUGGGAGCACCGGGCGACAAGGGCAUGAAAGGUGACAGAGGAAAGCGGGGCCUCAAGGGCCACAGUGGCCUGCUAGGAAGGACGGGCGUCAAGGGCGACACCGGUGAAAAGGGAGAGAAAGGUCAACGCGGUGACACCGGACUUCCAGGACCUCAAGGACCCCAGGGACCCAUGGGAAUGGAAGGAGCUAAAGGCUCGGACGGGCCUCAGGGGGAGCCGGGACCCGAAGGAAUUCCGGGGCCUAAAGGUGUUCAGGGACCAGCAGGAAUGAAGGGUGAAACAGGACCACCAGGACCCAUUGGACCUCCUGGCCCGCCGGGCGAGGGACCCCAGAUACCUCCAGAGAUGCUGUUCCAGAGGGACCGCCACAACAGGUUCAAGCGCAGCCUUGAAAAACUCGACAACAGCAGCGUCGAAGGCGAUCGCGCUGUCCCCUCUGGUGACAGUGACGACGACGAUGAGCACAACUCGACGAUGACAGCGGAACCGCUGAGUGAAGCAUCGUUCGAGAGGAUCAACCGGACGCUGACGCACAUCUUCGCCAACGUGUACAUCAUGCGGCGGGAGAUUGAACACAUACGGAGGCCCGUGGGCUCGCAGCCCAACCCGUCCCGGUCGUGUCGUGACCUGAAGCUUGCGCACCCGGACACCCCCGACGGCUGGUACUGGGUGGACCCCAACCUUGGCGUGCCGGACGACGCAGUGCGCGCCUACUGCGGCAUGCGCGCCGGCGGUGAGACCUGCGUGUUCGCCGACGGAGGCGAGGACUCGGUGCGCAUUUCCAGGUGGGAGAAGCCGUCAUCUUACGCCGCUGACAACGGCUCAUCGUCAUGGUUCAGCGAACUCAAGGGUGGCUUCAGGGUGGGCUAUCGCACCGUUGGCGACGUACAGCUGCGCUUCCUCGGUCUUCUGAGCACCGGAGCCUACCAGAACUUUACCUUCGUUUGUAACAACGUGAACGCCUGGUACAGCCAACGGACCAAGGACCACGCUCACGCGCUCCGCUUCCGGGGCCGCAACGCUGCUGUCAUCAGCGUCGAGAAAAACAGCCCAACUGUUCCCGUAGAUGACUGCCAGUACCGGGAUGGCAAGACGGUGUUCGUGUUCAAGACCAAGGAGCCAGCCACACUGCCCAUUGUAGACUUCCAGCCAUCCGACUUCGGCGGCGAACACCAGUCCUUUGGAUUCGAGAUCGGGCCAGUUUGCUUUCAAUAAAGGGAAUUUUUUUUGCCUAGG